Schistosoma haematobium is the source of this 3075-nucleotide messenger RNA. RefSeq names its product Nucleoporin-62 C-terminal-like protein (gene NUP62CL). Gene Ontology annotation, cellular component: catalytic step 2 spliceosome. The coding region runs from base 1 to 3075 and encodes 1024 amino acids. Gene Ontology annotation, biological process: mRNA splicing, via spliceosome. Gene Ontology annotation, molecular function: protein binding. The transcript is spliced from 10 exons. The record is from RefSeq and is a predicted model, not a curated record. NCBI's taxonomy places the organism in Eukaryota, Metazoa, Platyhelminthes, Trematoda, Strigeidida, Schistosomatidae.
AUGUGUCAAUGUGAACAGAGUCGUCUCGAGCAGGAAUUAGAUUUUAUUGAGGGUCAACAACGUGAAUUGGAAAGUUUACUAGAACCACUAGAACGUGCAGUGAAUGAAUUACCACCCGGUCAGUUACAUUCGGAUUAUGAACGUGAAGCUAUAUUUCAAUUGGCUACAAAUGUCGACUUAGAAUUAGGUCAACUAUUGACUGAUUUACGUGAAAUAGCCGAUCAAACAAACACCACUACAACGAAUGUUACUACUGGUUUCAAUUCAUCGGAUAGUAGUACAACUUCUACGAAUACCACUAAGGAGAAUACUAUGAUUAAUGGUAAUAAUAAACUAACUUCGUCAAAUAACGGGGAUAUUAUGAAUCAAAUUACGCGUAUUCUGAAUUGUCAUAUGCACUCACUCAAUUGGAUUCAUCAUAACACACGAUUUUCAUUUGGAAAGCCACCAACCACUAGUGCUUUUGCAUUCGGGUCGUCUCCUUUCGGAGCAUCUGCUGGAACAAAACCAACAUUUGGAGUUAGCACAACUACAACAUCAUUAUUUUCUCCGGUUGUUUCAUCGAAUUCAAAUACUGCUGUAUGUAGCACUUCACUCCUUCAGAACACUUCUUCUCUGUCCUUGACAUCUACUGGAUUCGGUACAGUCGCAACCACUUCAAAUGCUUUUGGUUUGUCAUCAUUCGCUAGCUUAGCAAAGCCAUCUACAACGGUAUCUACUUUCGGUAUUUCCACCAUCAAUGGUUUGGGAACAAACUCAAAUGUCACAUCAGCCUCACAAUCUGCUCUCAGUCAGCCAUCAACUAAUCCUUUACCUAACCUCUUAAAACCGGCUACUACGACUAGUAAUGUUGGAAGUCCAUUCACUUUCGGACUUACUACCGCUGUUACCACUCAAAGUGCAGUAACUCCUUGUCCAAUCAGUUUUGGCACUUUUUCUUCGACGACUGUGUCUACUGGGGCUUCCACGGCCUCUAUUGUAAAUGUCAAUGCAAGUCAGCCGGCCAUACCUAGUAGUAUUGGUUUUGGUGUAUCUUCCGCUUCACUAUCAUCUUCAGCGUUAACAUCAACAGCAGCAACAAUAGCAGUGGCACCUUACAACUUUGGGAACCCUAGUCUCUCCACAUUGGCUAAAUCAACAGCGGCUUCUGGGUUCGGAACGUCAUCAUUGGGGAUUGCAACUCGAACACUGGGUGAAACAGCGACGACUGCAGCAGCAAUAACUACAUCAUUAUGCGCUACCAUCGCAACAGCAACUACUUCUAUUCCAUCUGCCACUACCACAUCUAGUGUAUCCGUCACAUCCUCUCAAACUCUUACUUAUAACCAGUUAGAAGAAUUGGUCAAUAAAUGGACUCUUGAGCUUGAGGAACAAGAAAGAUAUUUCUUCGAUGAAGCAGAUCGUAUUAAUCAAUGGGAUCAAACUUUGAUUUGUAAUGCAGAAAAUAUAACAGCUAUGUACAAAAAGGUAGAAAUGUGUCAAUGUGAACAGAGUCGUCUCGAGCAGGAAUUAGAUUUUAUUGAGGGUCAACAACGUGAAUUGGAAAGUUUACUAGAACCACUAGAACGUGCAGUGAAUGAAUUACCACCCGGUCAGUUACAUUCGGAUUAUGAACGUGAAGCUAUAUUUCAAUUGGCUACAAAUGUCGACUUAGAAUUAGGUCAACUAUUGACUGAUUUACGUGAAAUAGCCGAUCAAACAAACACCACUACAACGAAUGUUACUACUGGUUUCAAUUCAUCGGAUAGUAGUACAACUUCUACGAAUACCACUAAGGAGAAUACUAUGAUUAAUGGUAAUAAUAAACUAACUUCGUCAAAUAACGGGGAUAUUAUGAAUCAAAUUACGCGUAUUCUGAAUUGUCAUAUGCACUCACUCAAUUGGAUUCAUCAUAACACACUGUUAAGACAUGAAAACUCUGUUAAUAAGAGUAUUACUGGGGAGUGCUGGUAUUGUGAAUCUCUUAAUCGUAGUACAUUUUCAACUGGUUCAUGUGAGUUAAUACUGGUGAUGUCUUCUGAAGAUGAUGGUAGUUACAAGACAUUAGGAUUACCUACUCAACCAUACUGUCGUAUUCAUUGUCAUCAGUCAGCUGUACGUGCAGCACGUUUUAAUGCAGAUGGGAAUUAUUGUAUGACAGCUGGUGGGGACAAAACGAUAAAACUAUGGAAUCCUUAUAAUUUUCGUUUAUUAAAGACUUAUGCAGGGCAUGGUGGGGAAGUUUCUGAUGUCCAGGCAGGGAAAGAUAAUAGCCAACUUGGUUCAGGUGGAGCAGACUGUUUAGUUAUAUUAUGGGAUGUUUCUACAGGACAAUCAGUUCGUCGAUGGCGUCGUCAUGCUGGUCGUGUAAAUUCUGUUUUAUUCAUUGCACCGUUUCACAAUUCCGAUUCAUUAGACCCUAGUCCAAUUUUAUUGUCUACUGGUGUAGAUGGGAUGGUUCUAGUUUGGGAUGCCAGAGCACGUACUCCUUAUCCAGUUCAGACUAUCCAUGAGGCACGUGAUAGUGUUACAUGUUGUGCAUUUCGUCGACAUCAAAUUGUUACUGGUUCUGUUGAUCGAUGUGUUCGGAUUUAUGAUAUUCGACGAGGUGAAAUGACUGAAGACUAUGUUGGAUACCCAGUUACAUCGGUUUCAAUUACCAUAGAUUGUCAAUGCUUUUUAGUUGGUACACAAGAUUCAACUUUACGUUUAUUCGACGCGUUAACCGGUGAACUUCUUAACAGAUACACAGGACAUACUAAUCAAACAUACAAAAUGGAUAGUGCUCUGAUGAAUUUAGAUCGUCAUAUAAUCAGUGGUUCAGAAAAAGAUGGUCUUGUUUUUGUAUGGGAUUUCAUACGUUCGGAUGCACCGAUUCAUACACUAGAUCAUCAACCUGGUAGCAAUGCAUGGGGUGUUUUAUCUCCACACAACCCAGAAUCAGUUAGUGAAUUGAUCAUUGAAACGGCUAAAUCAGUAAAUUUUAUGAUUCAUUCAGUGUCACCACAUCCUAAACAAAGUAAACUACUUACAGCAGGUGGUGAUUUUGUUUGGUUGUGGGACGCUGAACCUAAAGAUAUUAAAGAAAGUGAAUAA